Lolium rigidum is the source of this 863-nucleotide messenger RNA. RefSeq lists its product as uncharacterized. The transcript is spliced from 4 exons. Bases 151 to 567 code for a protein of 138 amino acids. Lineage: Eukaryota; Viridiplantae; Streptophyta; Magnoliopsida; Poales; Poaceae. The record is from RefSeq and is a predicted model, not a curated record.
CAGAUCGAUGAUGCUUAUCACUACUCAUUUCUCAGUACUCACCAAUUCUACAUACAAGUUGCAAGCUUCUGUCAUCUGUCCGAAAUAUUCUGAUCUCUGUUCUUUGUGCUUCGAAAGAAGAAGUUGCUAGCUAUCACACAAGAUUCCGAGAUGGGGUCUCUGAUGGCCGGCUGGGAUUCGCCUGUUCUUGGCGACGACACCAAAGCUCGUAGAAUGAGGAGCCGGUCGCUGACGAAGGAGGAGGUGGAGGCGUUCUGGCGGCAGCAGGGGAAGCCGGCGCCGGAGGACGGCGUCACCUCGCCGCUUGCCUCCCCUCGUCCAACCAUGGAGAAGAGCCCGCUGGGGAGCUCGAAACAGAGGAGCAUGUCUCCUGUUGCUCGUGGGCACGAAGAGAUCGCUGAAGGUGACGCGGCCGCCGACGACGCCGGGGGUAGCCCCGGCAAGAGCCGGGACUGGUGGACGAGGAGCAACUGGGCGUUCCUGAACGAGCCGCCGGGCACGGCGCACAGCUACACGCCGCAGUUCCAUGUCGCCGCCGGAGGCCAGAUCGCCACCGGCAACGUCUGACUGGAUUUACAGACUAGUACCACGCUACGCUGAUGGACUAUCUGCACGGCCCACUGUCUGCACCGUGUUGAUGUGCCACGAGCUCGCUACAUGUCCUCCGUGUAAAUACACACAAUAUAUGCAUCCGUUGUACUUCAGUAUAUUGCAAACACAUAUGUGAGUGAUGUGUAUGUAAAAAAAGGUAAAUAAUGUAUGUUUCUACUAGGAAGUAGCACAUAAAGGACUGCCCAUCUACGCGCAUCUCCAAUAGAUGAUGUGAAAUAGGACAACUAAAAGAAGUGCCCUAUAAUUUUUAC